CUUAACUUCUCGCCUUAGGGGUUCGCGUCCCGCCCAUCCCCUCCUCCCGCACCUUAGCGCUGUCCGCGGUGCUGACCGCCAAUCCCCGAUUGCCGCUUCCACCAGCUGAGCUCUCUCGCGCGCACAGCCUCGCCUCACGGCCUCCCACUUCUCUUUCUCCGGGCACCGCCCGCAUAAAUCACGGGUGGGAGGCAGGCUCGGUUCCCCUGUGCUGGGAAGCUGCCGCCGCCCCUCCCUAGCUAGCACUGGGUUUUGCGGUAGCGGUGACAGCCGCUGCCCGAUCGGGCGCCGGGGAAGCAAUUCAUUCGUCUACCGCCAGCAGCCCCGAGUUGCCGAGGCGCGUACAGGAGGAAGAGGGAGAGAGGAAGAGGAAGAGAAAGAGGAAGAGAAGAGAGACAGAGAGACAGAGACUCACCAAAUACCUUCACCCAGGUGGCGGACAGUCUGAAUGAAUCCGCCGUCUGCUAUGCACGGACCCUGGCUUAUCUGAGUUUUCUCUCUUCUGGCAGCGGCACCUCUGCUGAGCUCUCAAACCAAGUCAUCGGGAGUUAGCAUCUUGCCAUCCAGCAGGGGAGGAAGGAGCUGACAAGAAUCUGGCUCCCCGCUGUCCCUGCAAUCCUCCGGUGUCGCGGAGCACACGCCUGAGCCUUGCACCAUGACGGACACCGUGGUCAGUAGCAGCUCAAACCGAUGGAUGUACCCCAGCGACCGUCCCCUGCAGUCCAGCGAUAAAGAACAGCUCCAGGCGGGCUGGUCUGUCCAUCCCAGCAGCCAGCCAGACAGACAGAGGAAGCAGGAAGAACUGACAGAUGAGGAGAAGGAAAUCAUCAACAGGGUGAUCGCUCGGGCUGAGAAAAUGGAGGAGAUGGAGCAGGAGCGGAUUGGGCGCCUGGUAGAUCGCCUGGAGAACAUGAGGAAGAACGUGGCCGGGGAUGGGGUGAACCGCUGCAUCCUGUGUGGGGAACAGCUGGGGAUGCUGGGCUCUGCCUGUGUCGUCUGUGAGGACUGCAAGAAGAACGUCUGCACCAAGUGUGGGGUGGAGACUUCCAACAACCGCCCGCAUCCUGUGUGGCUCUGCAAAAUCUGCAUCGAGCAGAGGGAGGUAUGGAAGCGUUCCGGGGCGUGGUUCUUCAAAGGCUUCCCCAAACAGGUCCUCCCACAGCCCAUGCCUAUAAAGAAGACCAAACCGCAGCAGCCCGUCACCGAGCCUGCUGGUCCAGAGCAGCCUGCCCCUGAGCCCAAGCACACUGCCCGGGCUCCAGCACGAGGUGACACUGAGGACAGGAGGGGCCCAGGUCAGAAGCCAGGUCCCGACCCGGCCUCCGCCCCUGGCCGAGGAAGCUAUGGGCCUCCCGUGCGCAGGGCCUCGGAGGCGCGCAUGACGUCAGCCACCCGGGACUCCGAGAGCUGGGACCACGGCCACGGAGCGGGUGCUGGAGAUGCCAGCCGGAGCGUGGCAGGUUUGAGACGCACUAACUCGGUCCAGGCCUCCCGCCCUGCCGCGGCCUCGGGGCCCAGCCCAGCACCUCCUCAGCCUGGGCCACCAGGGCCGGCAGGGGGCGGCAGAACGGCUCCUGGGCCCGCGGGACGCUGUCCAGACCAGAGAGCAGAAGUGGCUACAGGUGACCCUGGCUAUCUGGGGGCCAGUGCCCCAGCCCGGGAGGAGAGGACAGGGGGAGCCAGGGAGGAACAAGCAGCGCCACCCCCGGGACCCUAUUCCCAAGCAUCUGCCGCUGUCCCCCAACCUGCCACCACAGCCCGCCCGCCGCCCCCGGAGGAGGAGGAGGAGGAGGCCAACAGCUACGACUCAGAUGAAGCAACCACUCUGGGUGCCCUGGAAUUCAGCCUUCUCUAUGACCAGGACAACAGCUCCCUGCAGUGCACCAUCAUAAAGGCCAAGGGACUGAAGCCCAUGGACUCUAACGGCCUGGCCGAUCCCUACGUCAAGCUGCACCUCCUGCCAGGAGCCAGCAAGUCCAACAAGCUCCGGACGAAAACUCUGCGCAACACCCGGAACCCCAUCUGGAACGAGACCCUCGUGUACCACGGCAUCACAGACGAGGACAUGCAGAGGAAGACCCUCAGGAUCUCCGUCUGUGACGAGGACAAAUUUGGCCAUAACGAGUUCAUCGGUGAAACGAGAUUCUCGCUUAAGAAACUGAAACCAAACCAGAGGAAGAAUUUCAAUAUCUGUCUGGAGCGGGUGAUCCCGAUGAAGCGUGCAGGGACCACCGGCUCGGCCCGUGGCAUGGCCCUUUACGAAGAGGAGCAGGUGGAGCGCAUUGGCGACAUAGAGGAGCGCGGCAAGAUCCUGGUGUCCCUGAUGUACAGCACUCAGCAAGGAGGCCUCAUCGUGGGCAUCAUCCGCUGCGUGCACCUGGCCGCCAUGGACGCCAAUGGCUACUCAGACCCCUUCGUCAAGCUCUGGCUGAAACCGGACAUGGGAAAGAAAGCCAAACACAAGACUCAAAUUAAAAAGAAAACCUUGAACCCUGAAUUUAAUGAGGAGUUUUUCUACGACAUCAAGCACAGUGACCUGGCGAAGAAGUCACUGGACAUCUCCGUCUGGGACUACGACAUCGGCAAGUCCAACGAUUACAUCGGAGGCUGCCAGCUGGGGAUCUCAGCCAAGGGAGAGCGCUUGAAACACUGGUACGAGUGUCUGAAAAACAAGGACAAGAAGAUCGAGCGCUGGCACCAGCUACAGAAUGAGAACCACGUGUCGAGCGAUUAGGACCGAGCCCUGGUCCCCCGCUCUGUGCGCCCCCCGCCCGCCCCAGCCGCUCUCCGCUCUCUGGUCUCUCCCCUAUGCCCCCCUCCCAGCCCUCGCUGCCCUUCUCGAGCCUGACUUUGGGGUCCCCCCAUCUUGGGCAUGGCUGCCAAAGACCUUCCCCUUCUCCUCCUCCUCCUCCACCCCUCUCCUCCUCCCUUCUCCUCUUCCUCUCUGUCCCCUUCCUCCUCCUCCUUCUGCUCCUCUUCCAGCUCCUGACGCAGCCCCCCUCUGGUCCCUAGUAUGGAACAGGAGGGCUGGGAUGCAGAGAUGCUUAUAAAGAGCAGGUCUGUUUAUUAACCACGCAGUGUGGGUGAGUUAACAAAGGUCUUCACCAUUUGAGGCUGUUUUGCUACCCUCCUGGCCUUGAACACACACACACACACACACCCCUGCCUGGGCCCUGUGUCCCCUCUACGUGUCCUCUCAGCUGUCAGUAGACUCUCACACCGGGAGCACACACAAUCGGGCAAAAAUGGGGACAUCCAGGAUCCCACUAUCCCGCCAAACACACCCCCACUUGCCAGGAGAGCGGCCUGCUCCUGUGUUCGGCAGCCCCCCCCCGGACUCCCACUCCAAACACAUGAAGAAAUGGACACGCAGCACACACAGAAGACCUCGUUGCCCCCUCUUCCAGGAAGUCAUCCAUCCGCUCCUAGCAAGAAAUAAUCCCCCCCCCCCGCGACUGCCGUCUCUCCGCCCCUCCCCGCCAACGCUCCAUCAGGAGAAUCCCCUUGCCUGGCCCUCUCCUCUUCUGUCCCCUCCCCACUCCCUCCUCCUCCCUGUUCCCUCUUCUAGGUAGAAGAAGGAAAACAGAAGCUGGGUGUCCAAGCCUCCUGCCCGCCCACCCAGGGACUCGCCUCUUAAACUCAACACCGCCGCUGUCUGCGUGGCCAGAUGGCCUUGGGCUCGGGCAGGCUGUGGGCACAGCCCUGCGCGUGGCAGCACCCUGCAAGCUGGUGGAUGCCCCCUAGAGAAACUCUGCCAGGCCCGGUCUGCUGGUGGGCCCUGGGAAGAAGACAGAGCUGUGGGUCCAAGGGGCUCCGCCAAAGCCUCUCCGUUAAAAGAACAACAACUCCCUUCAUGCUGGGACUCUGUGUCCUUCCUCGGGUACCCUGUCUCUUGCAGAAAGUCUCCCCGUCUCUCUGUCCAUCUCUCUGUGUCUUGCACUCUCUUUUCCAAGUUCCCCAGGGGCAUCAAAUAACAUCACGGGUAUAAAACUUUAAAAAGGGCCAAGCCCUGAUGCCAAAGGCUUUUGGUCCAUCCUGAGUCAAGAAGAACGUGAUUUGAGGUUGAGGUCAGGCCAUCCUCCGUUCCCCCUAAGAGGGCGUUGUUUUUCCCAACUUCGAAUAGGUCUUUCCUUGUGAAAAUCAUCACAGCUCGUCCCAGGCCCCUGCCACACGCUCUAGAAGCUGUCGGACCCCUACAGAAGCUGUUACCCCAAACUCACGCCUUCUAACUGCCCCCUUUCAAUGCCCUCUGUCCUCAGCUCCCUGCACAACUUAUUGGAGGACUUGGUUCUUGCCUUUAAACAAUCAUUUUAUAAAUAUCAAGCUCUUCGCCUUCCCCAACAGCUUCCUGGCCAACAUCUUUCCCUGUGGCCCUGACUUUUCCCUUUAGUGCCCUGUGGCAUUCGCUCAGCCUCCCCUCUGCCAUGGUCCCCCCUUAGGAGAAUGCAUGCCGGCUGUGUCACCCGAGCCUGACGCUGGUGUUGGCGCUGCAGUGAGCAUGCCCAAGCGUGCCGUGCCCCUGGCCGGGGCACACACCGUCCCGGACACAUGCAAGCGCCUCCUGCCUAGGACAUUCACAACCCCUGGUGCAUGCCAGCCGCCCACCGCCUUUCUUUGUGCUGAUGUAGCCAACAAUAAAGUAGGACUAUCCAGGCAAA
Chinchilla lanigera (long-tailed chinchilla) is the source of this 4658-nucleotide messenger RNA. RefSeq names its product rabphilin 3A (gene Rph3a). The record is from RefSeq and is a predicted model, not a curated record. Gene Ontology annotation, molecular function: small GTPase binding. The transcript is spliced from 22 exons. Gene Ontology annotation, cellular component: membrane. The coding region runs from base 656 to 2734 and encodes 692 amino acids. Lineage: Eukaryota; Metazoa; Chordata; Mammalia; Rodentia; Chinchillidae. Gene Ontology annotation, biological process: intracellular protein transport.